This is a messenger RNA of Acaulospora morrowiae, 187 nucleotides long. NCBI's taxonomy places the organism in Eukaryota, Fungi, Glomeromycota, Glomeromycetes, Diversisporales, Acaulosporaceae. The record is from the annotation of a GenBank genome assembly.
AUGAGUAAUGAUUUAAAACUUCCCUUUGUGUCGCUAGAUCACCUCAAUCACGAGAUAAAGAAAGAAGGGAAAAGGAACGAGGGUUUAAUUUUUCCGAUUGUACAUCUGGCAAAUUUUGCAGGAGUCCGCAACCAAUCCUUGGAUUUCACACCAAACUUACCAUCAUUGACAAGAGCGCACGAUAUUG